This is a messenger RNA of Gamsiella multidivaricata, 1071 nucleotides long. RefSeq lists its product as uncharacterized. The coding region runs from base 1 to 1071 and encodes 356 amino acids. The transcript has a single exon. Lineage: Eukaryota; Fungi; Mortierellomycota; Mortierellomycetes; Mortierellales; Mortierellaceae. The record is from RefSeq and is a predicted model, not a curated record.
AUGUCUAUGCACGACACCACAACGUCCAAGGAGCUGUCACGAAAGCUCUUCUUCCUCGCUGCCUACUCGCUCACCGGUGCUGCCCUGAUGGGAUCCUCCAUCGGUCUAGUCGUCUACCAGAGCGGCCAGUUCUUCUUCCUCAACAGACCUAGCCAUCUCGAACUCUUCCACCCUCGUUUCCCCCCUUCUGCUCCAGCAGACCCUUCACCAUAUCACCCAUUCCCUCAUACCGCUCACGGCGCCGUCCCCCCACCUCCUCACCCUCACCACCACCACGACCAUCACCACCAUCAUCGUCACCCACUUAAAUCUAUCUUUUCCACCUGGCUUCCCGUCGCCGCCUGGCUAGCCUCUCUUCUUAUCAGUUCAACUCUCAUCACCUCCCGGAAAUGGGUCCCGCGGAUCCUCUCAGCCCGAGCAGGUAUCCUGAUUAGUCAAUCGAUCUUUAUGCUCUUCUGGGUUCUACUCGGGGCUAUCCAGGAGGUUCAGGAACGGUUGGUGGCACAACGCUGGGCUAUGAAGGACAUGGAUGCGAUCGCCGAGGCCAUGGAUGGUACCAACCAGGCAGAUGUCGCCUUCGAGAUGAGGACACAGAUCAGGGCGAUGAUCGUGCCGUUGUGCACACUUUGGUAUGCCGCCGUUGUGCUCCUGGGCACCGGAACAGGGCUUUUGACGGCCAGCAGUAGUUGCAUGGAGAAUCAGCUCAAGAGGGCCUAUCGGUAUGCGCAAUUACAGAAGUUGGAACAGGACGAGAAAGAGACCGAGUGGAUGGAAAAGAAGGAAGGCCAGGACGAAGUGUUGUUGGCUGUGCCUGUCACGUCUUCUUCAUCGGAAGCCAUGAGUCGCCCGCGGUAUACAAAUUCGCAGCGCGCGAUCCUGAUGUUGUUAAUCCUGGGCCUGUUCACAAGCCAGAUGAAGCUGUUCCAGUGGAUCGUUGAGGCCCAGUCAGUGCGAGCGUACUACACAGGGACGACAAAGUCGGUCUCGACAUGUUUGACAUUCGUCGGUCUGGUGUCUGGUACAGCUAUGAUCUCUCUGGGGUCGCGUUUUCUUCCCAGGAGGUCAUCCUAA